AUGUAUCCAAUCCUUGCCGCAGGUUGCUAUUGCACAAAAGUUCUGCUGUAUUCUGUCCCUCUGGAAGGUCGUCUCAACCGAUACUAUCGCCACGCUGAUCCAGUUCGACCCGCUCUUGCUAUCUGUUUCCGUCGAUUCAUUCGGGAGGAACACCCGAGCGCUGUGGAAAGACGCUGUAUGCGAUCCAUUGCGGUCGCGUAUCGCACGGCAACUGCUCGACUCGUACGUCCUUGGAUUGCGGUCUCCGGCUCCUUCUCACGGACAUGGACUAGUCGACACAAGUAUGCGGCCGGGCCCAAAGCCUUUGGAUGCUCCGUCCAUUCGCAAACGCAUAGCUCCAGCGUAGCAGAUUUCACUCAUCAGGACUCCACAAUCUACGCGUUGUCUUCGGCGUCUGGUCGCGCUGCCAUUGCAGUGAUAAGAAUAUCUGGUCCGGCAUGCCUAGACAUCUAUCAUCAGCUAUGUCCGGGCAAGAAGCCUCCGAAACAUCGCACUGCAGUUGUGCGCACUCUGUACGAGCCUGGCAAGGAGCCGAAUCGUGAACAUGCACUGGACUCUAGCGCCCUGGUUUUAUACUUUCCAAUGCCUGCGACUGCCACUGGAGAAGGUACGAUGACAGAUGGCAUCCGAAUGCAUUCCACGUGCCUCUGCAGCUGUCCAAAACUCUGUGGGUACUUGAUCAGCCAGUGAAGUAGCUGACCUUCUGGCAGACAUUCUGGAGCUUCACGUGCAUGGAGGACCUGCGAUUGUCAAAGCUGUGCUGUCAGCUAUCUCCAGAUGCGAAUCCGCGACUUCAUGCACACUACGAUACGCCGAGCCUGGAGAAUUCACCCGGCGAGCCUUCAUGAAUGGUAGGCUUGAUCUCACCCAAGUGGAGGCUCUAGGAGAUACGCUAGCUGCGGAUACCGAGCAGCAAAGACGACUUUCGGUGCGCGGGGCGUCAGGCAAGCUGGCGAAGCACUACGAAGCCUGGAGGCAGCAACUUCUGUACGCACGCGGUGAACUCGAAGCACUCAUCGACUUCAGUGAAGACCAGCACUUCGACGAGAGCCCAACGGAACUUUGCGCUUCAGUUGCGGAACAGGUUCAAAGGCUCAUGUCCGCCUUGAAAUUGCAUCGCCAAAAUGCAGUACGCGGAGAAUUGUUACGGCAUGGGAUUAGCAUCUCUCUUCUCGGCGCUCCCAAUGCUGGGAAAAGCUCCAUGCUCAACCGCAUCGUGGGCCGUGAAGCUGCGAUCGUCAGCAAUGAGGCCGGCACCACGCGGGAUAUUGUCGAGAUUGGCCUUGAUCUUGGGGGUUAUUUCUGUCGCUUUGGAGAUACUGCUGGACUUCGACAGGCCAAUGAGGAAGCGCGGGCCGGCGGCCAGCCGACGGAGGUCAUAAACGCUAUUGAGAAGGAGGGCAUGCGGCGCGCCAAGGAGAGAGCAGCCGACAGUGACCUGGUGAUUGUGGUGCUCAGUCUCGAAGAGAUGAUAAAUCAGAAACCCUCUUUGGUGUUCGACGCCGAGGUCUGCACCGUCGCAAACCAUCUGAUUCGAGAGAAGGACAACGUCAUCAUCGUCAUCAACAAAGCCGACCUCAUCCCAGACACGGCUAUGCAAGAGCAAGCGAUGCGAGAUGUAUUGGGAGAAUUCCCGGACCUAAGCCAAGAUAAACUGCACGUGGUAUCGUGCAUGCAGCAGGAGCCAUCCGACGCCGAACGACGGACGGGAGAUUCCUCUGCGCCGUCAGCAGGCAUACAGACGUUCCUUCAGGGCCUGAUUGGGGAAUUUGCGAGGCUGACUGCUGCUUUGACCCCGGAAGACGAUGCAGCUGUGGGGUCCGAUUCGUCCGUUUGGCAGGAAUCGCUUGGGGCCAGUGAGCGGCAUCGCACCCUUCUCGAUGCUUGCGUCAGCCACCUCGAUGCAUUCCUCACAGAGACUGUACCGCCCGUGAGUCAGCCUGGUGAGGAGGAGAGUGCGGGUAUGCGAGAGGCAGAAGCAGAAGCAGACAUUGUCGUGGCAGCUGAGCACCUGCGUGCAGCCGCUGACUGUCUCGCCAAGAUUACUGGGAGAGGGGAGUCUGGGGAUGUGGAAGAGGUGCUUGGCGUGGUGUUUGAGAAGUUUUGCGUGGGAAAGUGA
This is a messenger RNA of Lecanosticta acicola, 2119 nucleotides long. The record is from the annotation of a GenBank genome assembly. Lineage: Eukaryota; Fungi; Ascomycota; Dothideomycetes; Mycosphaerellales; Mycosphaerellaceae.